AUGCUCCCCUUCGCCUCCUGCCUCCCCGGGUCUCUACUGCUCUGGGCGCUGCUGCUGUUGCUCUUGGGAGCAGCGUCUCCCCAGGAUUCCGAGGAGCCCGACAGCUACACGGAAUGCACAGAUGGCUAUGAGUGGGACCCUGACAGCCAGCACUGCAGGGAUGUCAAUGAGUGCCUGACCAUUCCUGAGGCCUGCAAGGGGGAAAUGAAAUGUAUCAACCAUUACGGGGGCUACUUGUGCCUGCCCCGCUCGGCUGCUGUCAUCAAUGACCUACAUGGAGAGGGGCCCCCACCGCCCGUGCCCCCUGCCGAGCACCCCCACCCCUGCCUCCCGGGCUAUGAGCCCGACGAGCAAGAGAGCUGCGUGGACGUGGACGAGUGUGCCCAGGCCCUGCACGACUGCCGCCCCAGCCAGGAGUGCCAUAACCUGCCUGGCUCCUACCAGUGUACCUGUCCCGACGGCUAUCGCAAGAUUGGGCCCGAGUGUGUGGAUAUAGACGAGUGUCGGUACCGCUACUGCCAGCACCGCUGCGUGAACUUGCCUGGCUCCUUUCGCUGCCAGUGUGAGCCGGGCUUCCAGCUGGGGCCCAACAACCGCUCCUGUGUGGAUGUGAACGAAUGUGACAUGGGGGCUCCGUGUGAGCAGCGCUGCUUCAACUCCUAUGGGACCUUCCUGUGUCGCUGCCACCAGGGCUAUGAGCUGCACCGGGACGGCUUCUCCUGCAGUGAUAUCGAUGAGUGCAGCUACUCCAGUUACCUCUGCCAGUACCGCUGUGUCAACGAGCCAGGCCGCUUCUCCUGCCACUGUCCACAGGGCUACCAGCUGCUGGCCACGCGCCUGUGCCAAGACAUUGACGAGUGUGAGUCGGGUGUGCACCAGUGCUCUGAGGCCCAGACUUGUGUCAACUUCCAUGGGGGCUACCGCUGUGUGGACACCAACCGCUGCGUGGAGCCUUACGUCCAGGUGUCCGACAAUCGCUGUCUCUGUCCGGCCUCCAACCCCCUGUGCCGGGAGCAGCCCUCAUCCAUCGUGCACCGCUAUAUGAGCAUCACCUCGGAACGGAGCGUACCGGCGGAUGUAUUCCAAAUCCAAGCAACCUCCGUCUACCCUGGUGCCUACAAUGCCUUUCAGAUCCGUGCUGGAAACUCGCAGGGAGACUUCUACAUUAGGCAAAUCAACAAUGUCAGCGCCAUGCUGGUCCUCGCGCGGCCUGUGACAGGCCCCCGGGAGUACGUGCUGGACCUGGAGAUGGUCACCAUGAACUCCCUCAUGAGCUACCGGGCCAGCUCUGUACUGAGACUCACCGUCUUCGUGGGGGCCUACACCUUCUGA
Messenger RNA from Rangifer tarandus platyrhynchus (Svalbard reindeer), 1332 nucleotides. The record is from the annotation of a GenBank genome assembly. Lineage: Eukaryota; Metazoa; Chordata; Mammalia; Artiodactyla; Cervidae.